GUAAAGAAUUCAUAUUAUUAGUUAGUAUGAAAAACUUAAGUUUGCAUAACAUAGAUGACGCUGUUUCUCUUUUAACAAUAGAUUGUCCGUUCUUAUAAUUUCUUCUUACAUGUACAUGGCGUGAAUGAAGAUUCAUCAUGCAGAUAUUUGUGAAGACUCUAACUGGCAAGACUAUUACUCUUGAAGUUGAAGCAUCAGAUACCAUUGAAAAUGUUAAAGCAAAAAUUCAAGAUAAAGAAGGAAUUCCACCUGGUCAACAAAGAUUAAUCUUUGCUGGAAAACAAUUGGAAGAUGGUAGGACACUUUCAGAUUAUAAUAUUCAGAAGGAAUCUACAUUACAUUUGGUGCUACGUUUAAGGGGUGGUGCAAAAAAACGCAAGAAGAAGAAUUAUUCAACUCCAAAAAAAAUCAAACAUAAGAAGAAGAAGGUUAAACUUGCAGUUCUCAAAUUUUAUAAGGUAGAUGAAAAUGGAAAAAUUCAUCGAUUAAGAAGGGAAUGUCCCAUGGAACAAUGUGGUGCUGGAGUUUUUAUGGCUGCAAUGGAAGAUCGUCAUUAUUGUGGCAAAUGCGGUUAUACUCUUGUAUUUAACAAACCGGAAGAUAAGUAAAUUAAAAACAUGUAAUUUUACUUAAUUAAAGAAAUUUCAUAAACACGAA
Molecule: messenger RNA, 657 nt
Organism: Apis cerana (Asiatic honeybee)
Lineage: Eukaryota; Metazoa; Arthropoda; Insecta; Hymenoptera; Apidae
Gene: RpS27A
Product: ribosomal protein S27A
Biological process (GO): translation
Cellular component (GO): ribosome
Molecular function (GO): protein binding; structural constituent of ribosome
Source: RefSeq, a predicted model, not a curated record